CGAGACUUUACAUUAUCUGCUAAAGUACAAGACCUUCCAAGUAGAUGAUAGACAACCUAAACAAAUAGGGUCUUGCAUAAGUAGGAUUAAACUGUAUUCCAUUCUCUAAUCAUCAAGUUAAUCCGCUAUUUGAAUUACAAUACUGGGGGGUUAUCUUGGCAUUUCUUCUUGAUCACAUUGACUACCGUGGAAAUUCAUAGGACUGUUUGCUCAGGGCCAUUAUAGUACCCACCAAUGCACAUUUAUUCAGCGGUAAUGCCGCUACAGGGUAGACUUUGGCGGGGUUUGACGGCGUGAGCGAUGCAAGACUGACUCAAUAGAAUCGAAAAGACCCAACACAGGCGACCUUCAAGAAAGUUAACUCACCUCCCCUUUUAUGGAUCAAUAGCAUAGAAAGAAGCGUUUCUCAGUAACGCUUCUUCCAUACCAUACAUCCACAAUGGCCUCCACAGAUACCUCAAUACAAGAUGGUAGCUCUGAUGCGCAGUCCCACGAGGCUGAUACCCCUCAGACUAGUGAAUUGGACGAGAAGAUGGCAGACCUCGAUAUUGAGGUCACAGAUGGUACGAAAGAAUUGGCAUUUGAUAUGCAGAGAAGAUGUCAAACGCUGCUCGAAGAAUUAAAGCAGUUUCAAACACAUCUCCGAGAAUUGAAGAAGGAAACAAAAGUUGAGAUCAAAAUCUUCAAGAACAACAUACACGCAGAGUUGAGGUGCUUGAACAAGCUUGCAGAAGCAGAUCCCGACGUACCGAAAACCAAACACGGCCUGCGAUCCUCGAACCUGUUAUUCUACUCAUCCGUCUGGUCCACAGCCAAAACAUGUACAAGCGUGAUAGCACUGGGCAAAAAGUUUUAUUGGCCCGCCAGCAAAGACGAUAAGCCACGUACUGUGGCAGAGACUUCCACACGGAAAAAGAAACAUGCUCUUGUUGAUGUCGUUUGCCAAGAUGGUCUCCAAUGGAUCAAAGUAUCUUCAGUCACUGAGAAACGAAUCAUAUGGGACUUGGCCAAAGCCGGCUGGGUCGACUCCGACGAGGAGAGCGAUGAUGGCCUCGAUCCUAUAGAUGACGAUGAUGAGCCGGAAGGUCUGCUGAAACAGGUGGAAGCUCUCAUCAAAGCCUCGAAAGCAAAUGUCGUCAGAAAUCGACAUCCAAAAAUUGUGCUGAUCUUGCCUCGAAUCAAAGCAGCUCCGGAUGCGAAAGAAGUGGGCCAAAUCCUGAGUAAAAUCAGAGAUCUGGGCGUCGUCGUUCAGACAUCAGAGAUGAUUACUGAGCCACCUCCACUUUCUGAGGCUAUCCGAAAUAUGGCCGCCGAGAGAUUCGGAAGUUUCUCCGACGUCCUGAAUGUGGAUUGUACCAUUCUGCUCGCCUUUGCAAGCGAUUUAUCUCACGGGAGAGUUGAGUCAGAAGACUGGCACAAUAAAGCUAUCUCACGCCAGAUCGAAAUGGAAGCGGAAGACCAGCUCUUACCGAGCAGUCUAUGGCCAGCUUGUGGCUCUAAAGCGAUGGUCUGCACACGUCACGCUGCGGUCAGAAUGCAGGAGAUUGUUGAGACGAUCGGUACAGAGAAUGAGAAGAAACGGGCAGAUCUCCUACUGAAUCUCGACUCGCCUCGCAGCAGAGAAGAACUUCUCGCGGAGUUUCAGGCCCUGACAGACUAUACAGUCCCUCAGGAAUGGGCACUGCCAAUCCAAGUCGUGGACGUAGACAUUCCUGAAAUCAUGACAAAUCUGCCUCCUGUGGCUGAGAAAGUCGCCAAGAUUCUUACUCCGAUCAACGCAUCUGUCUUCUUGUAUGCCUGGGCGAAUGAUUUGACUACACUAAGUAGUAACGCAAGUGUGGCUAAAGGAAUGGAGUUCGUGAUCGAAGCGAACCGUACAGAUGACAAGACACUAGGCCCUGAUGUGUGGCUCUCGCCUUCGUCGAGGUCAUUGGUGGGGAAAGAGAAACAGCGGAGAGGGUAUUCGGAGAAAGAGGGCAGCGAGUUUAUGUCUAGUAAUGGAGAUGCUAUCUGA
Cadophora gregata is the source of this 2014-nucleotide messenger RNA. RefSeq lists its product as uncharacterized. NCBI's taxonomy places the organism in Eukaryota, Fungi, Ascomycota, Leotiomycetes, Helotiales, Ploettnerulaceae. The record is from RefSeq and is a predicted model, not a curated record. The transcript has 3 exons. The coding region runs from base 440 to 2014 and encodes 524 amino acids.